CGUGCUGGGGCUGGGCUGCGCUGUCGCGGCGGGCUCACAAGCUCAGAGGCUCGCCUGCCGCCGUGACGGCGCGGGAGGCUGUGCCACAGGCCAGCGCAGCCCUUUUGGGUGCGGGAGGGGGUGGGCUCUGCAGGGCGCAGAGUCGGCAAAGCACUGCUGAGUCUCGGCUCUGUGCGCCCAGGGGCGACUGAUGCCCCCCGCGCUCCCCACUCCGCUGCCACAACCGGGCCGCAUCUGGACCGGGCGCCGCGCUGCGGGGCCGACACCCGGCCACAAUGCUGCUCGGGGCAUCUCUGGUGGGAGCGCUGCUGUUCUCCAAGCUGGUGCUGAAGCUGCCCUGGACCCAGGUAGGGUUCUCCCUGCUGCUCCUCUACUUGGGGUCUGGCGGCUGGCGUUUCAUCCGAAUCUUUGUCAAGACCAUCAGGCGUGAUAUCUUCGGUGGCUUUGUGCUCCUGAAGGUGAAGGCAAAGGUCCGACGGUACCUGAAGGAGCGAAAGACAGUGCCUGUGCUGUUUGCUUCCACGGUACGCCGCCACCCUGACAAGACAGCUCUGAUUUUCGAGGGCACAGAUACCCACUGGACCUACCGCCAACUGGACGACUACUCGAGCAGCGUGGCCAACUUCCUGCAGGCCCGGGGCCUGGUCUCAGGUGAUGUGGCUGCUCUCUUCAUGGAGAACCGCAAUGAGUUCGUGGGCCUGUGGCUGGGCAUGGCCAAGCUUGGCGUGGAGGCAGCCCUCAUCAACACCAACCUCCGACGUGAUGCCCUGCGCCACUGUUUGGACACCUCGCAGGCACGGGCCCUUAUCUUUGGCAGUGAGAUGGCCCCAGCUGUCUGUGAGAUUCGUGCCAGCCUGGACCCCUCACUCAGCCUCUUCUGCUCUGGUUCCUGGGAGCCCAGUGCAGUGCCGGCCAACACAGAGCACCUGGACCCUCUGCUGGAAGAUGCCCCCAAACACCUACCCAGUCUCCCUGACAAAGGCUUCACAGAUAAGCUCUUCUACAUCUACACGUCAGGCACCACAGGGCUACCCAAAGCUGCCAUUGUGGUAAACAGCAGGUAUUACCGCAUGGCUGCCCUGGUGUACUAUGGAUUCCGGAUGCGGCCGGAUGACAUUGUCUAUGACUGCCUUCCCCUCUACCACUCAGCAGGAAAUAUUGUGGGGGUUGGCCAGUGCCUGAUCCAUGGCAUGACCGUGGUGAUCCGGAAGAAGUUCUCAGCCUCCCGGUUCUGGGACGACUGUAUCAAGUAUAACUGCACUAUUGUGCAGUACAUUGGUGAGCUGUGCCGGUACCUCCUGAACCAGCCUCCCCGGGAGGCAGAGUCCCGGCACCAAGUACGCAUGGCACUGGGCAACGGUCUUCGGCAGUCCAUCUGGACCGACUUCUCCAGCCGCUUCCACAUUCCCCAGGUGGCCGAGUUCUAUGGGGCUACCGAGUGCAACUGCAGCCUGGGCAACUUUGACAGCCAGGUGGGGGCCUGUGGCUUCAACAGCCGCAUCCUGUCCUUUGUGUACCCUAUCCGGCUCGUACGUGUCAACGAGGACACCAUGGAGCUUAUCCGGGGACCUAAUGGAGUCUGCAUUCCCUGCCAGCCAGGCCAGCCAGGCCAGCUGGUGGGCCGCAUCAUUCAGCAAGAUCCUUUGCGCCGCUUUGACGGCUACCUCAACUCGGGUGCCAAUAACAAGAAGAUCGCUAAGGAUGUCUUUAAGAAGGGAGACCAAGCCUACCUCACUGGUGACGUGCUGGUGAUGGAUGAGCUGGGUUACCUAUACUUUCGAGACCGCACAGGGGAUACGUUCCGGUGGAAAGGCGAGAACGUGUCUACCACUGAGGUAGAGGGCACGCUCAGCCGCUUGCUGGACAUGGCUGAUGUUGCAGUAUAUGGUGUUGAGGUGCCAGGAGCUGAGGGCCGGGCAGGAAUGGCAGCUGUGGCCAGCCCCACCGGCAACUGUGACCUGGAACAAUUUGUACAGGCCUUGGAGAAGGAGCUGCCCCUGUAUGCCCGCCCCAUCUUCCUGCGCGUUCUGCCUGAGCUACACAAAACAGGGACCUACAAGUUCCAGAAGACAGAGCUGCGGAAGGAGGGCUUUAAUCCAGCAGUGGUGAAAGACCAUCUGUUUUACCUGGAUACCCGGAAAGGUCGCUAUGUCCCACUGGACCAAGAAGCCUAUACUCGCAUCCAGGCAGGCGAGGAAAAGCUGUGAUUUGCUCCCCAUGUCCCUGUGAGGGCCAGCGGAAGCUGGAUCCAGAGCUCCAGCUUCCACCCCCGAGGGGUCCUGGGCAAUGCCAGACCAAAGCAAGCAGGGCCCGCACCUUUGCCCCAAGGUGUUGACCCCCUUCCUCCAAAACUGCCAAAUGACUCACUGCCGCCUCCUCAUUCCUCCACAGGCUUUCUGUGAAAGCCUCGUGUCCAUGUUUUGCCUUCUGGGCCCAGCAGAGACUUGGGCCCAGGCUGGGACUAAUGGAUACUUUUGGAUGAUGUCUUUGGUCAUGUAGAGCAGGGAGAGGCAAAGGGGUCACCAAGCUCCCUCCAAAGAGCAGGACCUUGCAAACAGGACCAAGGCAGAAGCCCCCAAACUCAGGAAGCUAACAGAAUGGACAGAGACAGUAGUGGCCAUCGGUCAGGUGGCCAGGGAGGAUCCUGGCCCCAGAGCUCCCCAAGUGGCAUCUGCUGAGAGGAAAGGAAGAGGACCCUGCUUGGCCAUCCAUGCCCCAGGAAAUCAGGACAGUGCCCCCUGUCUCUCCAGACUCCCACAUACUCGUCUCCCUGGUAGCUGCCUGGCUGUUUCUCAGAGGGGGCCUUUCUGUGUCACCUUCUCCAUCUCAGUCCUGGCCAGGUUGUGAGAGGAAAGAUGGGGGGUGGACUUAGGGGCCAAUAAAUUCUGCCUUGAC
Molecule: messenger RNA, 2895 nt
Organism: Castor canadensis (American beaver)
Lineage: Eukaryota; Metazoa; Chordata; Mammalia; Rodentia; Castoridae
Gene: Slc27a4
Product: solute carrier family 27 member 4
Biological process (GO): medium-chain fatty acid transport; long-chain fatty acid import into cell; long-chain fatty acid metabolic process
Cellular component (GO): endoplasmic reticulum membrane; plasma membrane
Molecular function (GO): long-chain fatty acid transmembrane transporter activity; oleoyl-CoA ligase activity
Source: RefSeq, a predicted model, not a curated record